Messenger RNA from Notothenia coriiceps (black rockcod), 954 nucleotides. Its product is annotated as aldehyde dehydrogenase family 9 member A1-B-like. Lineage: Eukaryota; Metazoa; Chordata; Actinopteri; Perciformes; Nototheniidae. Gene Ontology annotation, molecular function: oxidoreductase activity. The coding region runs from base 130 to 954 and encodes 274 amino acids. The transcript is spliced from 6 exons. The record is from RefSeq and is a predicted model, not a curated record.
UCAUAUCAAAGAGCCGUUCAAAAGAAUCGGCUCGUUCGCGACCGACACAUCACUAGUUCUCACUGGAACAAGAAGGACGUCAGUGCUACCUUAUCGGCUAAACUUGGAGCAACAGAGCCAUUUUUGAGCAUGCUUCAUAGGCUCGCUACUUCUCUGCGGCGGCCGGCUGUCCCUCCCUUCGCGGCCGCUGUACGGUGCCUUUCUUCGGGAUCAGUGGACAUCAAGGUCCCGCUAAACUUCUGGGCAGGGAAACGACGGACGAGCCAAGAGAAAUGCAACAAGGAAAAUGUUUACGAACCUGCAACAGGGCGAGUCCUGUGCCCUUUAGAGCCGUGUGGUGCGGCGGAGGUCAAUCAGGCUGUGGAGGCUGCCAAGUCUGCCUUUGGUCAUUGGAGCAAAAUGUCUGGGAUGGAGAGGGCGAAGAUCAUGAUAGAAGCUGCUCACAUCAUUGAGCGCAGGAGAGAGGAGAUAGCUGAAAUUGAAGUAGUCAACAACGGAAAGUCCAUCACAGAGGCUCGUCUGGAUGUGGAUUCGGCCAGACUGUGUAUAGAGUACUAUGCAGCGCUGGCCACCACUCUGGCAGGCCAGCAUGUGCAGUUGCCUGGGGGAUCGUUCGCCUACACCCGCAGGGAACCUCUGGGCGUCUGCGUCGGCAUCGGGGCCUGGAACUUUCCUUUCCAGAUCGCUGCCUGGAAAUCUGCUCCAGCCCUGGCCUGUGGCAACUCCAUGGUGUUCAAGCCCUCCCCGGUGACCCCUGUGACGGCGGUCCUGCUGGCAGAGAUCUACGCCAUGGCCGGAGCUCCAGAGGGGCUGUACAACGUGGUGCAGGGCGGCCAGGAGACCGGCAGCCUGCUCUGCCACCACCCUGAUGUAGCUAAGGUGUCCUUCACCGGGAGCGUGCCCACAGGAAAGAAGGUCAGUGUUUUAUACACGGUGCAGGGCUCGACAUUAUAA